Messenger RNA from Leptosomus discolor (cuckoo roller), 350 nucleotides. RefSeq names its product cAMP-dependent protein kinase inhibitor beta (gene PKIB). Gene Ontology annotation, molecular function: cAMP-dependent protein kinase inhibitor activity. NCBI's taxonomy places the organism in Eukaryota, Metazoa, Chordata, Aves, Leptosomiformes, Leptosomidae. The record is from RefSeq and is a predicted model, not a curated record. Gene Ontology annotation, biological process: negative regulation of protein kinase activity.
UGCAGAUGUUGCUAUGAGGAAAGGAGUCAGCAAUGACUGAUGUGGAGCCUGUGGUCACAGAUUUUGCAGCAUCAGGACGGGCAGGCCGCCGGAACGCCUUACCAGAUAUUCUGGGCUCUCCUGCUGGUGCUGGGACUUCAGACCUGCCGCACAAACUGGCUGAGCUCUCUGUUUCAGAAGAUGAAGGAGCAGAGGGUGGAGAAGUGCCGUCAUCCAAAGCCUUGCUGGAAAGUCAAGAGGCGGAAGGAAAAAGCAAUGAUUCCUAACACCUAAGGACUGCUGGAUUAAUGAAACCCGUCGACAGACUUUCCAGUUUCCCUGUGUCGCCCCUUCUGAAGUGUGGUAGCAAC